This is a messenger RNA of Vicia villosa (hairy vetch), 891 nucleotides long. Its product is annotated as agamous-like MADS-box protein AGL82. Bases 1 to 891 code for a protein of 296 amino acids. The transcript has a single exon. The record is from RefSeq and is a predicted model, not a curated record. Gene Ontology annotation, molecular function: protein dimerization activity; DNA binding. Lineage: Eukaryota; Viridiplantae; Streptophyta; Magnoliopsida; Fabales; Fabaceae.
AUGGGUCGUGCUAAAAUAACGAUGAAAUUCAUCCAAAAUCAAAAAGCUCGAAAAUUAGCUUUCAUUCGGAGACACAAUGGAUUAACCAAAAAAGUUUCUGAGUUUUCUAAACAAUUUGGAGUUGAAGCUUGUUUAGUUGUGUGUGAUGGCGAUGACGCUAGAUCGAUAACUUGGCCACAAGACUCAACAAUUGUAUACUCAGUGCUUAAAAAGUAUGAGCAACAAAAGAUUGAGACAACUCCUAAGAAGUUUGAUGUGAUUGACUAUUUUGCGGUUAGGAAAAACAUGGUUGAAGUUGAGAUUUCCAAAAUGCACAAAAAGAUUGUGAUGAACAAGUAUCCAACAUGGAGUCCAUGCUUCCAUACAAUAGAUGGAGAGCAACUUAAAGGCUUCGUUGAUAUUGUAGAUGCAAAGAUUCAAGCUUGUAAUCACAAAAUUAGCAUGCUAAAAAAUAUGCAACAAAGUAAUAAAAAUAGUUUUAUGCAAAACCUAGCUCAACAAAAUGUUGCCUCCUCGCACUCUAGUCAACUUGAUCUUACGCAUAGCAUUCCACAAAUUCAACAUAUCUCUAGUGAUCCUAUAGAGAUUGUUAAUGAUAAUAUUAGUGAGGCAAAGGAGUUCACUAAUUGUGUUAGGUUGCCUCUUGUUUCAUUGACAAAUCAAACAAGUAAACCUACAAAGUUAGAUAAUAUGAUGGUUGAACCUCUUCAAGAACGUGCUAAUCAACUUGAGGAAUUUCCGCAGUUAGAUGAUUUGAUGCUUAAACCUGAGAAUCGUAUUUCUAACCUUGCAAGUUUUGAAGAAUGGGCUAAUCAACUAGAUGAUUAUCUUGUGAAUUGGAAUAGUCAACCUGAUUUAUCUACCUGGCAAGAUAUUUCAUUUAUAUCCUAG